This is a messenger RNA of Penicillium antarcticum, 1179 nucleotides long. RefSeq lists its product as uncharacterized. Gene Ontology annotation, biological process: late endosome to vacuole transport via multivesicular body sorting pathway. Bases 1 to 1179 code for a protein of 392 amino acids. NCBI's taxonomy places the organism in Eukaryota, Fungi, Ascomycota, Eurotiomycetes, Eurotiales, Aspergillaceae. The transcript is spliced from 4 exons. Gene Ontology annotation, cellular component: multivesicular body. The record is from RefSeq and is a predicted model, not a curated record.
AUGAAUAACAUCCCAGCUGGACUACGGUCCGCCGACAUUGGGCGCUUUGCCAUCCGGGCUGCCCAGAUCGAAAAGGCCAAACCGGUGGUUGCCUACUGGUGCAAUUUCCAUAUCGUGAGCCAAAUCAUUGAAAGGGGCCUCCACAAUUCUGAUGAUGAGAUCAUGCAAUACACGACCUGUCUGGUGGACAAAUUGGAGCAGUUCAAAGUCGAGAACCCUGGUGAUGAAACGGUCACGGAUGAGGUCGCGGCGAAUGCCUAUGUCGAACAAUUUGGACUGGAGGUCUUUGGUCGCGCCGAAGCCGCCAUGAACGCCAACAAAGUCACAAAGCAAACGGCAGAUACAUUCCAGGCAGCAGCUACUUUCCUCGAACUGUGCUCAAUUUGGGGUGCCGACCCAGAGAUAGCUGGGCGCAUCAAAUUCGCCAAAUUCCACGCCCUUCGCAUAGUUAAGGCCUUCAAAGCUGGCGAAGACCCCAAUGAGACGAACCCUGCACCAAAGGAAGAAGAGCAAGUAAUUGACGACCCCGAAGUGCAGGCAUUCGACGAGUCGGUCGCAGAGCAAGCCUCCCAACCAACCCAACCCUCGAUCGAAGAGAUCCCAGACGAAUCAGAUCGUCUCGGACGAGACCUAGCACGCAAGUCAACACUCGACGAAUCGCUUCACCCAUCGCGCACUUCAUCAGCACCCCGUCCAACCUUCACUGCCGAGCCCGAGAUCCCUUCCGUCCCACGCAACGCACCAGGCUCACCCGCUCAACCAAUGGACACCGACAACUCCGGUUCAGGCCUGGAACUCCCUUCAACCCCAGCAACAAUCGGGGGAUUAUCCUCAGGAGCAGGCCCAAUCCUUCCAGAUGCCCCAACAGCCUUCCAAUCUUUCCCUCCACCAUCCAACAACCCAUCCGUAAACCCGGCCUCUUUCUACGAUCCCGCCACCAACGCCAGCGCACAUCUUACUCCCCCAGCUGCUCCACCAGCUGCACCGGCCCCAGCUGCUUACUCGCCUCCCGCGUCUGCACCCUAUGUUCCCCCUCAGCCAUCCCACGGGAUAGAUGAUAACUCGGUUCAGAUGGCGCAGAAGCAUGCUCGCUGGGCGGUGUCUGCGUUGACAUUUGAUGAUGUUGAUACUGCUAUCAAAGAGCUGAAGAAUUCGCUGAAGUUACUCGGUGCGUCGUGA